AGGUCCGCUCUCACUAAGGCUGUGGCGUCAAUACAAGUCCGGUAUUGAUGCCUUGUAUGGAUGGAGAUGAAACAGUACCAUAACUGGGUACCUUUCCCCAACGACUUCACGGGACUAUAUAUAGAGUAACUAACAUCGAUGCCACCAGUGUUGUUCCCCGAGGGUAAAGGGAUGAAAAAGUGGAUCCUACGAUGUUUCCGGCUGUUUUCUGUAACGUUGGUUUAUUAAUGAGGAGGUGUGUAGACUUGGAUAAGUUCUUAGUUCGCCAAAUGGUUAAAGGAAAGAGUUGCUAUAUGACAUCAAAUCAUGCACAGGUUGUGGUGUGAUUAGAAAUAUCAAAAUUGCUGUCAUAAUUUGAGAGUGACAUUACCUCCCGUCAUCUAUCAAUCUUUCACGGGAUAUAGUUAUACGCUGUACUGAGAAUUACAUCCUUGUGUAGCAUAUACACACCGUGGGAAAAAAUACAUAACUUCACCACACUGUAGUAGGUGACUGUCAAUGGCUCUUUGUGUCUGAAAUACCAGCGCAGCCAUCUGUACCUUAAGAAAAUCUAGCCUGCCACGCGAGCAGACAGGUUGUGGCCUACUUGAGAUCCCACUACCAAUCAACUCCGAACACACCCCACCUGUGCCGGUAUCUCCGCCAGCACGUCCACAUAUAUGCGCUGUCUCCGAGAGACAAUGAAGGUACCUUGAGAACAACGUAAGAUGCCAAGACAGCGACAGGGUCAAGAUGACGGGCCAACCUGACAUCAACGAAGAUCUAGAGAGACUUUCUACAGCUUACGGCCGUUACCAUGGGUAUGCCAGCUUAUGUGUCUGCUUCUCGGGCAUCAUCACAAACAUCUUCAACAUCACCGUACUUACACGUAAGCACAUGCGGACACCGGUCAACACCAUCUUGACCGGUCUAGCAAUAGCUGAUGUCAUCACAAUGUCCUCCUACGUGCCUUUUGCUAUACAUUUCUACUGUGUAAACCCGACAAGUUCCAGCACACCGGAGAAAAACAGCAUUCACUGGAUGACGUUUCUAUUGUUUCAUAUCAACCUGACCAAUGUGACGCAUACUAUUUCAAUAUGGCUUUGUGUCAGCCUCUCCAUCGUCAGAUAUAUACACAUCCGAUCACCAAGUGGCGCAAGUGCUGCGCGCCUCCGCAGGAUCAAUCAAUCCAAAUAUUUAGUACUUGCAGUGUACAUGACCUCUACUAUCGUCAUGAUUCCAAACUACUUGACUAAUGAGAUGAAGGAAAGUAAAAAUCCAAACAACGAAACGAAUAAUACAAUCUUUGUUCUGAAAAGCCUUCGCCUAGGCAGCAACGAUACGGAGCCGCUUGUGUUGGUCAACGUUUGGAUGUAUGCUGUGUUAGCUAAGCUUGUACCAUGCCUACUAAUUUCCAUUUUCGGAGGCCUUCUUUUAUACCAAAUGCAUUCAAAAAUUAGAUUACGGAAAAGCUUCCUGAAAUUCUCGGGUUCGAGUCAUAUCAAGCUUCAAGAACAUUCCCGAACCACGAAAAUGUUAAUAUCGGUCAUUGUCCUCUUCCUCCUCACAGAGUUGCCACAGGGUGUCCUCAUCAUCUUGAGUGCGACCAAGAUGUCCUUUUUCGAGACAGUCUAUCUGCCUCUGGGUGAUGUUAUGGAUAUUGUAGCCCUUAUAAACAAUGCCAUUAACUUUGUUCUCUAUUGUUCAAUGAGUACUAAAUUUCGUGAAACAUUCCUGCGGUUAUAUUGUGGCUGCAGCGUACGGAAACAAGAUAGAAACGGACACGCCUUGCGGGAAAAAGCGGACACAUAUACUAAUAAUAACCAAUUAUGACCAAGUCGUUUCAUUCUACCUUGCAAUAUGUGUGUGUGCCUUUGUGGGAUGUUUUGUAAUAUUAUCAUGGAUAUAUGUGCUGUAUAACAUGGUAUGGUUGUAAUUAGUAACUGUUUAUUUAUGGAUAGCAUAUCUGUAAUUUCGCCUCGAGUAUGGUGCACAAAACACGGUGCGUCACACAAUCACACCCUGUUUCUAUCUGAAAAACCCAGUAUGUCUUUUGGGAUUGAAUGAAUUGUACCUUCUGACAUUAUUAUCUGGACUUGGUUUUGUGAAACAUUUCUCCAGAAUGUGCGUGUUUAGUUAGUUUACAAUAUCUUUCAAGACAUAUUAUGUGACAUUAUCUACACAUGACUCUACCGAUAGCAUUCUGAGAAAGAAAUUAUUUACAAGAGAUAGUAUUUAACCUUUUUUUUUACCGUAAGGCCACAGUAAAUUGAUUAUUCGUUAGUUGUUUUUUCAUUAUGCGCAUUGAUGUUAUUGGUCGCGAUUUCUUCUUUAAUGAACACUUUCCUUUUAUUGACCUACGAGGCUUGCAGAAUAAAUGUAUAGUGUCAAAAAAGAAUUGUGUGUAGGAUUUCAAUACAGUACAUGAUCAACUGCUGAUAAAAAACUAGUAUCGCUCAAGAGAAAAUAUCAAAAUCACUCGUUCUGCGGCACAUUAUUAGCAAAAUACAUUUACAUCAACCUGUGCUGAAGUAAGCAGGCCGAAAACAAUCACAUUAGCGCGGCAUAUUAUUAUCAAGUUAAUAUAUGUAUGUUUAUAUGGACCAUAUACAUAAAGUAAAAGUUUGUAUUUGGCUGUUGUCAAAUUGUUAUACUGUUUGAUCUAGCUUUUACAACUUUAAACUAAUUCUGUUUAUAAAAUCAAGAUUUUCAACAAUUACAGUGUAUUGAAAUAUUCUGAAUGACAGACUAUUUUCAUCACUUUAUCGAUCGUCCGUAACGGUUACUUCCAUCAUUUCGGAAAAUGAUUGAAGGCUAAAAUUACAAUUUGUCAUAAAACCUACUUGUGAAAAUACUUUAAAAAUAGUUUUAAUGUUUUGUGUGCAGCCUUCAAUCUGUUUGACAUUUCAUAUUAUUAUGUUUGUAUCAAAGGUCCGCUGCUAAGUGAACUUCUAUUGGUCCUUGUGCUGGUACAAGCAAAGAAUCUCAGUUGGCCUCUUGAUACCCUAUGUUCAUGGUUUGUAAAUGGCUGUUGUUACGCUAUCGACGAGUGAAAAUAUAUUUUAUAUAAACUUAUAUUCUUAAAAUCUUUCUCAAAAUCUUGAUCAUUUAUUCAUAACAAACGAAUGUUCUACGUUUGAUGCACGAAUUCAUAUUUGAGAUAACUUCGAAAAUUGACACCGACCAAGUCUUCCUUUAUCCUCUUAUACUAUGACGUUGCUCAUAAUAUCAUCACUAGUUUGUUUGGUCCAGAUUAUGGCCGCGUUAGAUAUUUAAUUACGGCCACCAGACGUAAGUAGACGCAGUUCGCAGUGGCAUCCCUUAUUCGUGCUGGUGUAAGUUAAUCAUGGGUCGACUUCGUCUUGAUUAUGAUAUGAUCUUUGGUCAGUUGCUUUCGUGAAAGAGGCUUACGUCUGUGACCUGGGUUACUUUAACUGAAUGGUUAAAAUACAGCUAACGUAAAACUCGGGUUACGCUCACGUUAGGGGCGGUCGGGUAGCCUAGUGGUUUAAGCGUUCGCUCGUCACGCCGAAGACCCGGGGUCGAUUCCCGACAUGGGUACAAUGUGUGAAGCCCAUUUCUGGUGUCCCCCGCCGUGAUAUUGCUGGAAUAUUGCUAAAAGCGGCGUAAAACCAGAAUCACUCACUCACACACGUUAGAAGCAAUAUUCGUAAGCGUGGUUGACUCAGCAUCUAUUUAUGUAAUGCAGAUGUUAAACUAUGAAACGAAUAUUUAUUUCAUCUCUAACAUUAAAACAGAGGAGGUCUACUGUAGGAAAGAUCCACACUGCUUACAAAUCCUCCUGGAAGAAAUACGUGUAAUGCCAGUGUGCAGUCGUGUAUUGUACCCUGAGAACGGAGCACGGACAUGGAUGUUCACCUUUUGUUAGUUAGUACAAUAUGGCUACAUUCAAAUUGCUGUCAAAGCUAAAUACUGACUUGUCAGCGCAUUUGAGUGAAUGAUGAGGUGAGCGAUUCAUACUAUAUUUUGUAUAUUAUAUGUACUGUCGUCACUUCUGCUACAUUGUUGAGUUGCUAUCACAGUUGUGUCUUGCUAAAAUGCUUGAAUAUGAACAACUUAUUCACACCAUCUCCACCACCACCAGAUAUUGUUGUACAGUGAAUUAAAAGUCUACAAUCCU
This is a messenger RNA of Haliotis rufescens (red abalone), 4120 nucleotides long. RefSeq names its product G-protein coupled receptor dmsr-1-like. NCBI's taxonomy places the organism in Eukaryota, Metazoa, Mollusca, Gastropoda, Lepetellida, Haliotidae. The record is from RefSeq and is a predicted model, not a curated record. The coding region runs from base 733 to 1812 and encodes 359 amino acids. Gene Ontology annotation, biological process: G protein-coupled receptor signaling pathway. Gene Ontology annotation, cellular component: membrane. Gene Ontology annotation, molecular function: G protein-coupled peptide receptor activity. The transcript is spliced from 2 exons.